GGGCCCUGUGGCCGCGGCACGGUUGCCAUGGUACCAGGGCGGCUGGCAGGCCUCCCAAGCCGAGGGCAGAGCUCGCAGGACCCGGAGGCCGCGCAGCGCUGCCGCUAUGAGCCUGGGCACCACAGAUCUAGCCUCGGAGACGGGAGAUGACAGUCUGUCUGCUAUUACCUUUGAAUCUGACAUUGAAUCGAAAACUAAAAGGAAAAGUUUCCACAAACCUCCUUCCACAUCACCAAAGUCGCCCUACUACUCCAAACCCAGAAAAGUGACCUCCUGGCGAUCUCUGAAGACGGCAGGGAGCAUGCCUCUGAGUAGCCGAAUGUCCUUGACCCCACAGAAGCUGUGGCUGGGAUCCUCGAAACAGGGUAGUGUGGCCCAACCCCCGAGCCCCACGCUUACCUCGGAGCACGCGUGGACCCACCCCCCCAGCUGCACUCCCGACUACCUGACAGAAGCUGUGAGAGUGAAGAGGGCAGACCUCAGGCGUUCUGGCAGCCAUGGUCACGUCUCUGGGACUUCCGUCUACAGAGAGAAGGAGGACAUGUACGACGAGAUCAUCGAGUUGAAGAAGUCCUUACACAUGCAGAAAAGUGAUGUGGAUCUGAUGAGAACAAAACUUCGGCGCUUGGAAGAGGAGAACAGCAGAAAGGAUCGGCAGAUAGAACAGCUUCUGGAUCCAAGUCGAGGCCCAGACUUCGUGCGAACCUUGGCAGAGAAGAAGCCUGACACGGGCUGGGUCAUCACCGGGCUCAAACAAAGGAUCUUCAGGCUGGAGCAGCAAUGCAAGGAGAAGGACAACACUAUCAACAAACUGCAGACGGACAUGAAGACCACCAACCUGGAGGAGAUGCGCAUUGCCAUGGAAACAUACUACGAAGAGAUCCAUCGUCUGCAGACCCUCCUGGCGAGUUCUGAAGCCACAGGAAAGAAGCCCAUGGUGGAGAAGAAACUGGGUGUGAAGAGGCAGAAGAAGAUGAGCAGUGCCCUGCUGAACCUAACACGGAGUGUGCAGGAGCUGACCGAGGAGAACCAGAGCCUGAAGGAGGACCUGGACCGCAUGCUGAGCAAUUCACCCACCAUCUCCAAAAUAAAGGGUUACGUGGACUGGAGCAAGCCCCGGCUGCUGAGACGCAUCGCAGAGCUAGAAAAGAAAGUGAGUUCCUCAGAAAGCCCAAAGCAAUCUACUUCAGAGCUGGUGAAUCCGAAUCCCCUGGUCCGCUCCCCAUCCAACAUCUCAGUGCAAAAGCAGCCGAAAGGGGACCAAUCCCCAGAGGACCUGCCCAAGGUGCCCCCGUGUGAGGAACAAGAGCAUCUCCAAGGAACCGUGAAGAGCCUGAGAGAGGAGCUGGGUGCACUGCAGGAGCAGCUGCUGGAGAAAGACCUGGAGAUGAAGCAGCUGCUACAGUCCAAGAACGACCUGGAGAAGGAGUUGGAGACAGCCAGGGAAGGCGAGAAGGAGAGACAGGAGCAGGAGCAGACUUUGAGGGAGGAAAUUGAAGCACUCACCAAAAAGUGUCAAGAACUGGAAGAAGCUAAGAGAGAAGAGAGAAACUCCUUCAUAGCAAUGACUGAUGAGGCUCACCCAGAGCUCCAUGCCCCAUCGCCCUGCAGCAGGCACUCUGAGCCAGACUCUGACAAUAGUGCUGGUGAGGUGGGUGGCUCCCAACCCCCUGCCCCAUGCUCUGAAGAGAGGAGAGAGGCUGCCAUCAGGACCCUGCAGGCGCAGUGGAAGGCCCACAGGCGCAAGAAAAGAGAAGCAGCUCUGGAUGAGGCAGCGACUGUGCUCCAGGCAGCCUUCAGGGGACACCUAGCUCGUUCGAAGCUUGUACGCAGCAAAGUCCCAGACUCCAGGUCUCCCAGCCUGCCGGGCCUCCUCAGCCCUCUUAAGCAGAGUUCUCCUGCACCCCGUGUCCUAAGCCCCAUCUCCCCGGCUGAAGAGAACCCAACACAAGAGGAGGCCGUCAUCGUCAUCCAGUCCAUCCUCCGUGGAUACCUGGCCCAGGCCAGGUUCAUUGCCAGCUGCUGUCGAGAGAUUGCCGCGUCCUCUCAGAGGGAAACUGUUUCAGUGACACCCUCAGGAUCCGCCUCCCCACCCUCCCUCGAAGCUUCUCCUGAAUGGGGUCCAUCAGGAAAGAACAGCGAGGCGAGAAGUGGGGAGGCUGCUGAGGACGAAGAUGAGGCAGAGGAACCGCCAGACCUGCAGCCCUACUCAGGAGCGAUCCGCAGGGAGCUCUGUGCCUCGGAGGAGCUGAGGGAGACCUCUGCAUCUGAACCUGCCCCCUCCGUCCCCUACUCCGCCCAAGGUGGCCACGGGCACUGCCCAUCCUCAUCCAGUCUGGAGGCUGUGCCCAGUAUGAAGGAUGCCAUGUGUGAGGAAAGGAGCAGCAGCCCUGGAAGCGCAGGGCCAUCCUUGGCUGAGCCCUCUCCCCCAGGACUGCAGCCCUUGUCACCACCACCUGUGGAGGACAUCUGCUCGGAUGACUCAGAUGACAUUAUCUUUUCACCAUUUCUGCCCAGGAAGAAAAGCCCCUCCCCGUUCUAAGACCCCAGCCAUUGCCUCCAGGUGAGGUGGCUGGGGACAAGUCAGAGGACUCUAAAAUUUGCGAAGAUGACUAUCUUGCUAGGGAAGAGCCCUGCCUCGCUCCGGAACACCUCAGCCAUCCAUUUUCUUAUGUGUCGUGCCUGUGCCUUUGAGGGGUGCUGGUGGCUCUGUACUCUCUGGGGACAGAGGGAGGGAGGGUGGGCACCUCCCACUUCCAUUUCCCACUUUAGUCUGUGUGUUUCUAGUGCCCACAGAUAACGUCCACCCCAAGGCCAGGGCAGCAGGGAGUCCUGCAAAGAGGAGAACUCUUACAGAGUCUACUACUUGCUCUUAACAUGGCACUGUUAGCUGUCAUGUUGGCCUAGCCUUCCUGGUCUGCUGCUGCCCAGUGCCUUAACAGGUGCUACAGCUAAGCCUCCUGAGCCCACAGCAGGAUGCAGUCAUAGGAGAGCCAGCAAGAACCUAUGACCAUCAGGGUCCCUAACUGAGUCCUUGUCCCAUGGGCUCCUUGUUCCUCCUGUUUUUCUCCCUCACCGCCUCCAUCCCCCACCCCAGGAGGAUGAACUCUGGGAAGAGCACCAGGCAGCGUCAACACAGAGUGGUCCAGCCACUAAUGAGAAGCAGCCCGAGGAUGGCUCAGGUCACCCAGACACAAGGCAAGGCAGCAGGGCCAGGAGGCAGGCAGCCCAUUGUCCCAGAGGAGAUUUGUCUCAGGGAAGGACAAAUUCCAGUAUGGCCCUGUAACUGGGUGUGCAGAGGUACCUGCAGGCGACCUGUGCCAUCUGGCGCCCUCAGCGUCCAGCAGCUUGAGGUGUUGGUCCCUUGUCUGUGGAAUUAGCUCCUGGCAGUGGAUGAGAAUGAGGGACUCUGGGCUUAGACAGGGUUUAAGGAGCAUCCAGGCUCCAUGUAGCUUAGGCCUGCUGCCCAAGUGUCCCCUCCAGAGUGCCCGUUAGACUGGCUGCUGGUGGUCUCCAUAGGUCACUGGAGACGGAACUUCCUGGUCCCAUAGAACUGAGAUUUGUCUCAGGGAAAACCUAAGAAGGUUCUCUCUUGGACUAGACCAGUGGGGAUACCCAAGAGGUUUGCCUUUGGGGACCAUUUAGUUCCUGGCAUCCUUCUCCACAAAACGCUUGCCUGAUAGGGCACACAGCAGGCUGUGCCCGGGACGUUCAGGAAGUGAGCUGGGCUUGCCAGUUAGAGACCAGGAAGAGGGAGGGCCCGGCUUUGUCUACCUGCUCCUGGAAGGUUUAAGCACCCCUAAUACUCUGAUGGGACCAGGGACAGCUGCCUCCCAUUUUUCUCCACCAGGGGGCAAAACACAACACGGCCAGGACCCUGGCCGUCUGGUGUGGCCUGGAGGCUGCCUGCCAAGGUAGUUUCUCAGUGACGUGGUGGUAACUUUACUCACAUAGCAGCCACCUGGAGCCCUCUGUUGAUCUGCUUCCUUGUCAGAGCUUGGCUGUGUUCCCUGUGAUUGCUGCCACCCCUUAAAGCCUCGGACACCACCCACUAAGACACAAGACGGCGGCUACAGGUGGCCCUCAUGUGCCUGUACCUUCCCCGGGGCCAGGGGUGUCCAUGUGCCACUGCUCUGCCCCCUCCCUUAUUUAACGGCAGCCAUCUGUGCAUUGAGUGUUCCGAGUGAGCAAGCAGUUGGGCUGGGGUGUCUUCACCCCCUUCACCUGGGGGGCGGGGGCGGGGCUCCACCUCGGGAAUGGGUUAUGCAAGAUGGCGCUCCAGCUGCAGGGCCAACCUGUGCACCCAGCCUGGCCAGUGGGCAAUGAGGUCUGAUCAGCCCCCGCACUUGGGUCUUCCAAGAACCUGCCUCUGAAACACAGGAAAGCUGUAGCCUUCCCGUCCUUUGGUGUAGCAGCUCAUCUAUUAAAGGCAAAGCCUGUCUUGAAGCUGCCCCAGUAAAUGAGGGUGAAGCCUGAAGCCUC
Molecule: messenger RNA, 4482 nt
Organism: Mus caroli (Ryukyu mouse)
Lineage: Eukaryota; Metazoa; Chordata; Mammalia; Rodentia; Muridae
Gene: Iqce
Product: IQ motif containing E
Molecular function (GO): protein binding
Source: RefSeq, a predicted model, not a curated record